CCCGCGUGUGGCCGCCGCGCGGCGCACUCAUGGACGGCCCGGCCAUCAUCACCCAGGUGACGAACCCCAAGGAGGACGAGGGCCGGGCGCUGGGCGCGGGGGAGAAAGCAUCCCAGUGCAACGUCAGCUUAAAGAAGCAGAGGAGCCGCAGCAUCCUCAGCUCCCUCUUCUGCUGCUUCCGUGACUAUAAUGUGGAGGCCCCGCCAGCCAGCAGCCCCAGUGUGCUUCCACCACUGGUGGAGGAGAAUGGUGGGCUUCAGAAGGAUGACCAGAGGCAGGUCAUUCCCAUACCAAGUCCACCAGCUAAAUACCUCCUUCCAGAGGUGACGGUGCUUGACUAUGGAAAGAAAUGUGUGGUCAUUGAUUUAGAUGAAACAUUGGUGCACAGUUCAUUUAAGCCUAUUAGUAAUGCUGAUUUUAUUGUUCCGGUUGAAAUUGAUGGAACUAUACAUCAGGUUUAUGUGCUAAAGCGGCCACAUGUGGACGAGUUCCUCCAGAGGAUGGGGCAGCUCUUUGAGUGUGUGCUCUUUACUGCCAGCUUGGCCAAGUAUGCAGACCCUGUGGCUGACCUGCUAGACCGCUGGGGUGUGUUCCGGGCCCGGCUCUUCAGAGAAUCCUGUGUUUUCCAUCGUGGGAACUAUGUGAAAGACCUGAGUCGCCUUGGACGAGAGCUGAGCAAAGUGAUCAUUGUCGACAAUUCUCCAGCCUCGUACAUCUUCCAUCCUGAGAAUGCAGUGCCUGUGCAGUCCUGGUUCGAUGACAUGACGGACACAGAGCUGCUGGACCUCAUCCCCUUCUUUGAGGGCCUGAGCCGGGAAGACGACGUGUACAGCAUGCUGCACAGACUCUGCAAUAGGUAGCCCCGGCCUCUGCCCACCUCCCGCCUGUGCACUCUGGAACCUCAGGCCUUGGGGACCUGCCUGGCCUCAGCUCCCUGGGAGCUGAAAGUGAGGACACUCCGUGCUCCAGACCACUGGGUGAAUGUGGCCAUACCUACCUGUUUUAUUUUUUAAGAACAGAAACAACUAUUUUAAAAUGAACUCUUUUAACGAAUUUCAUAAAGGGACAUGCAUUUUACUGGACUUGCUUUUCUUAAAAUGUACCAAAAAGAAAAAAAUGGGGG
Messenger RNA from Ceratotherium simum simum (southern white rhinoceros), 1123 nucleotides. RefSeq names its product CTD small phosphatase like (gene CTDSPL). The record is from RefSeq and is a predicted model, not a curated record. Gene Ontology annotation, molecular function: RNA polymerase II CTD heptapeptide repeat phosphatase activity. Lineage: Eukaryota; Metazoa; Chordata; Mammalia; Perissodactyla; Rhinocerotidae.